Messenger RNA from Mycena citricolor, 7260 nucleotides. NCBI's taxonomy places the organism in Eukaryota, Fungi, Basidiomycota, Agaricomycetes, Agaricales, Mycenaceae. The record is from the annotation of a GenBank genome assembly.
UCGAUUCUUGAACUCAUGCCUGCACUUGGUUAGCGCAAUGUCUAGGACACUGGCGACUUUUACUUUUGUCCGACAUGGAGAGUCGACUGAUAACGUGGUCAGUGCAGCACAUCUGAGUUGCAGCUAAGUCGCAUCUGUGUGAAACGUCGUUGAAUAGCUCUCACUUUGGGCUGGAUGGCGCGACGCUACACUGACCAACCAUGCAGUCUAGCAAGCGCAGGCCGUCGCCGACGCGCUUUCCGCAACCAGAUUCACAGCUAUAUACUCCUCGCCCCUACAACGCGCUUAUAUGACUGCUCAAGAGAUCCAGAAGAAGCAGGAGGACCCCCUUUCCCUGACGACUUCUCUGCUGCUCAGGGAGCAGCACUUUGGCGAAGCAGAGGGGAAACCCUGGUCAAGGCGCGAUCCCGCGCUGACGCUUCAGCAGCAUUUCGUGGCUGGAAGGUUCCCGCAUGUCGGACGCUACGAUUCGUUUCCGCAGGGAGAAAGCUUACAAGACGUGCUGAAGCGCGCGCAGACGAUGUGGGAAGAAGAGCUCUUUCGAUUCGUGCAGGACGCGCAGGAAGCCGAGGCCAGCGCGCCCGUGCAUAUCGCCGUCGUGAGCCACGGUCUGUUUAUCAAGGAGGCGAUCCGCGCGCUGUCCAAGUACGACCCGACCUUGGACCUCUCUGCCACUCUUUCCCAGAGACUGCGCAACACCGGUUGGGUCAGAGUGGUGUUCAGCGAGAAGCCCCCAGUCGGUCUCUCCGAGCCGACAGUGCUGCAGGUGCGAGUAUCCCACUUCGAUGAGUGCAGUCACUUGUCCUCCGUGAAGAGGCAGAGAGGAGGGAUAGGACGCGAGGCAAGGGACAGUCGACAGAGGGACAUUCGUGGAUUUUUCGGACUGAAAUCUAAACCAAAAUGAUACAUAGGCUCGGGUGGGCGGGUUCUGGUCUGUGUCGUCGGCAGGAGAUAAAGGAGAGGCAGAGUCCGCACGCACCAUCGAGUGACCAUUGCACUAGCCGGACCCAUACGGCAAUAGCACCUUCUUCAAUUUGUGGGUCUGCGUCGGUGUCGAAAACACGGUGUUGCCCAGCCUGUUUAAUCGUGCUGGAGGCUUGUUUGCGUGCAAAUGCUGGCGGAAGGCUUGACCCUAUAAAGAACCCCACAAUCAGAGAACGUAACACGAGUCCAGAAUAGGGCGGACGCGUUUGAAUUUCCCGGAACCGACAGAUGACCUCCAUCGUUUCUUUGCGCCGGAGUGGGUUUUCAUCUUGUAGCCAGCCUCAACGACAGGAGUUGUAGAGAAAGACCGGAGCGACCAUAGUCUAGACGUGCAGUGUUGGAGGGCGCCAAGCAUGGUGAAGAUACCGAGGAUGAGAGUGGGAAGAACAGCAGAGCCUCCGAAAGUGUCAGAGCAUUUGGCAUCACGUGCUCCUCCAUCAGGCAGUCGACCAGAGUUGCCAAAGCUUCCACCUGCUUCCACUCGACCUCCAUAAUCUAAAUUUUCGUCAAUUAUACACACACGGUGGUGAAAGCAUGAGUGAUCCGUCUACCAGCACUCCUCAAGAAGAUGCCGACCGCAUUCGCCUGAAACGUCUGGCGAAACUCCAAGGUGCCCCCGCAGCUUCACCAUCACCCACCCCCGGCCCCAGCUCCGGCUUUUCCCCAUCGGGGAGCUCGACACCCAUCAACCCACCUCCCGCACCGGUGCAGCUUAAAUCCGCGUCGUCGUCCAAGCCGCAGACUCCGGUCGCCCCCAGCCCGGCUCCCAAACGCGUCGUCAGCCCACCGGCGGCGCUCGCGUCUCCCCCGCCCACCAAGAAGAAGGCACCCCAGAUCGUCCCUUUGAACGUAGAUGCGUGGGAGCGCGACACGAUCGGCCAGGUGCUCGGUGUCACACUUGAUCGAAAGGCGGCAGACGAAUCGGGAUACAGCGUUGUGUGGCUCAAGUCGCUGACGACCGAGCUCGAGGCCGAGGGCGUUUCUUUGGCGUUGAACGGGGACAUCAUCGAUCGCUUGUUGAUCGCGCGACUAGAGCUCGAUCCGUCCUCCAUGAGCGACGAUCUGGAUUAUCUUCCCGUACUUGCAUCUCUUCCCGCUCAACAAACGACUUUCGAGUAUCUCGUCGGGUGUUGGAAGCGACUGAACACAGCCAGGUCCACUUUGAUGAAGAAGGUGUGGAUGGCUCAUCCUCCGGUCGACGUACAAAAUGCACUCACACGUCUAGAGAAACUACGUGAGCUUGUGAUCAGCUACACGGGGCUCACUCUGCAAGAGCCGCAGAUGUUUCCUCAGCCUUCGGGCAAGGCUCUGGGCUCUCCCGAACUCGUGUCCGCAUUGCUCUCUAUAUCUGCUCUUUCUACACCGCUCUUCGGCUCGUCGUCGUCUUCUCAGAAUACCUUGACGCCGGGAGACAUCGAGGCGUUUCUGCAAGACCUUGCGCGACGCUUUGAACCAGAUGACGAGAUAGACGGAGUGCUGGGGCCUGUUGUCGAGCAACUGCUCUUUCAUGAAUCCUUGUUCCGACCAGAAGGUCUCGGCGGCGGAGAUUCUGGUUGGAGAGGAGUGGUUGGCGGUCUGGAAGCGCUCGUGUCGAUCAAAUCCAUCGCAGUCAUGAUCACUCGACUAGAGUCAUUCAACCCUGCCACAGCGACUGCUCCAACACUAGAACGGGUGUCGCUCAUGGGCCCGUUGUGCAGACUAGGUGUAUUCGUUCGCGAAUGGCCGGGCAUCGGACAAACGUAUUUCUCGGAUCCUGAAAAGAGAUCACGCGACGACAUUGAGUCGUCACAGGCCAGUCUACGCGGGACGUUGAAAAGUCUUCAGACCUCGUUGUUCCAAAUGUUCAACACGUUCGUACGAGCGUCGCCGACGUCUCGAGAAGCUGUUCUCAGUUACUUCUCGCGUAUCAUCUCGUUAAACCACCGGCGUGCUGGAAUGCAGGUCGAGCCAGACACGGUUUCGUCCGAUUCGUUCAUGGUCAACAUACAAAGCGUGCUCCUUCGUUUCGCAGAGCCGUUCAUCGAUUCGACGUACUCGAAGAUGGACAGGAUUGAUCCAUUCUACUACGCACGUUCAGACCGCAUCGACCUCAAAGAAGAGACUAGGAUUAAGGCGACCAGCGAGGAGGCAAAUGCAUGGGCGGAAGAGCAUAAGGACCCUUCUGGCGCGGCGCAAAAUUUCAUCUCCGACAUCUUCUACCUCACUGUCGCGAUGAGCCACUACGGAAUUCUUCACACAAUCUCAACAUACCGGGACCUCAACCGGCCUUACGACGAUAUGCAGCGACACUUGGACAUGCUGAGUGCCGAUAAUUCGGGCAUGGGUAAUCCCCUCCGCCAGGCGCAGUUGGACAAUGCCAUCAACACGGUCAAGGCUGAGAUGACCAAAGUUCGCGUCCUCCAGAUCACCUACGAAACACAGCUCCUGGAACCGGAACUUGUUUUCAGGUCCAUCGGCUUCACGAAUUUCUUAUCCACCUGGCUCAUCCGUCAAGCUGAUCCGAGGAAGAAACAUCCGAGCCCCACUGUCCAAAUUCCCUUGCCUCAAGAAGUUCCAAUGGAUUUCCGAGUUUUGCCAGAGUAUAUCGUGGAAGACAUUGUCGAGUAUCUUUACUUUGUGACACAGUCAGUCAUCGCUUCCGACUCACGCGACGCAGCCACGUCUAAUCGUAGGGAUAGGUCGUCGCCGGAUAAAUUCGAACUUUCGGGCAAGACGGAGCUGUUGGUCUUUGCUCUCACUUUCCUGAACUCGACUUGGUACAUCAAGAAUCCGUUCCUGAAAUCCAAGAUCAAUGAUGUGCUGUUCUUUGGUGUCUGGAACUUCAACGGGAGGGAUCGCCAUGGGAUACUCGGCAACAUGCUGAACACGAAUCAGCUGGCGUUGAAGCAUCUCAUGCCGGCAUUGACGCAUUUCUAUAUUGAGGUCGAGCAGACCGGUGCUAGCUCUCAGUUCUAUGACAAGUUCAAUGCUCGUCGCAACAUCGCACACAUCCUGAAAGUGGUGUGGGACAACCCAGCGCACAGGCAAGCUUUGAAUGACGAAGCUGCGAGCAAUGUCGACAAAUUUGUGAAAUUUGUGAACUUGAUGAUCAACGACGUGACGUAUCUCAUGGACGAGUCGCUGGGGGAGCUCAGUCAGAUCCACACCAUCCAACAGGAGAUGAGAGACCAAGCGACGUGGAACGCACAGCCGCAGCAGCAGCGGAGGGAGCGGGAAAACACGCUUCGGACGCUAGAACGACACGCAGGCGGUUACAUCUCUCUCGGCCGAAGCACAGUCGAGCUGCUCAAAGUCUUUACGUCUGAAACCAAGGCGCCGUUCAUGAUGCCGGAGAUUGUCGACCGCCUCGCAGCGAUGUUAGACUACAACUUGCACGCCUUGGUCGGACCGAAAUACCAGGACCUCCAAGUGCAAGACCCCCAGAAACUUAGAUUCAAUCCUAAGGCGCUCUUGAGCGACAUUCUCCAGGUCUUCCUGAAUCUGAGCGACCAGGACGCCUUCGUCAAAGCUGUAGCCAACGACGGCAGGAGCUACAGUGCGGAAUUAUUCGAACGAGCUGCAACUACCGCACUUCGGCGCACGCUCAAGACGGAGCAGGAAGUAGCUCAGCUGCGGGCCUUUGUCGCCAAGGUCGAAGUGUGUCGGUUGAACAUGGAGGCAGAGGAAGAUCUGGGUGAAGUCCCAGACGAGUUCCUGGAUCCUCUGAUGUUCACCGUCAUGCGCGAUCCUGUGAUAUUGCCCAGCUCUCGUGCUGUUAUCGACCGGUCUACCAUCAAGUCGCAUCUGCUUUCUGACUCCAAAGAUCCUUUCAAUCGGGUUGCGUUGUCGAUAGAAGAUGUGAUUCCUGAUGCUGUACUCAAAGCGCGCAUCGACAAGUUCUUGGUCGAGCGAAGGGCCAAGUUGGCUCAGGAACGAAUGGACACUUCCUAGAGAUCUGUAUAUUCACAUAAUGUAACAUCCAAAUGAGAAUUUGACACUGUAGCAUUACUCCCUCCACUACAUAACAGUGCAGUCGCCGUCGUCUGUCUUCUCUUGCUCUAAUGCAGUCAAAAUCCGUUUCUCCUCCUCGCUGAGCAGCCCUUUCUUCGCUCGCUCUUGCAUAGCUUUGCGCCGGCUUUCCCGCUCUGCCCUGGCACGACUAUAAAUACAUGUUGAAGAUACGAUUAGAUGGUGUGGGAUAACGUAGAAUGAAUGAGAUAGGUUGGCCGUGAGAUUGAUACAGUGGAUCAAGCCGUCGCGAAGAUGGGCGGGGGUACAAAAGACAUGCGGAUAACGGGUUCGGGUUUGUUAGGCGUUUCCGGUUCGUUCAGGAUGGGGAGAGCAGGGGAGGAAGGUGGGGAGCUGGUCGUCAUAAAUCGGUCGCUGUGAAUAGAGGCACGCUGAUGGGACGUACCGGUCGGUCUUGGAGAAUAAGUUGGGGACACUGGAGGUUGACUUUCCUGUGCUCGUGGUGGCGGGUGAUGGGGCCGGUGAUGACUUCGGCUUGACUGGAGCUGGUUUGGCCUGAACAUUGGCGGCCAUACUCUUGACUGCAGUGACUGCAGCGGAGCUUGCGGCAGAGGCCUGCUUGUUCAGAUCGAGUAGCCGGCUGUUCAUCGUGGCACCUCCAGCACGAAUCUGCUGAACAGCGGCGACUGGCUGGCAAGUAUGGCCGUCCCCAGGGAAGCGGUGAGAAGGACAGAAAUCCCGAGUGCAUUUCUGAGGACGAAUCAGUCUAUUGCUCCGAAUGUAAUGAGCUGCAGACAUACGGUGCAUCGGAUGGGAGAGAACAAGGUCUUUCCACACUUCGGUCGGGCGCACACGGGUGUGGUCUUCGCUUUGGCUUUGACCCCGGUCACCACUGCACAAUCCACCAUGAAGUGCGUUUCCAUCACAUCGUUCGGGUCCUGACCCCGGGGAAUCGACAGGACGACGUUGCAGAACGGACAGUUCGGCGCGACUCGGUUGAACUUGGUCUCAUCGUAGGCAGGGCACUUGUGUGUGCUGACCAUGAAGUGGUCCUGGCAGAAUGAGUGGGCACAGUGCUGACAUUUGAAUGGGAGGAAGUCGAUGAGGGAGCAUGAUUCGUGCGAGCACUGGGACCCCACGGAAAGCAUCUGUUCGCUGUUGGAGGACAUCGUAGGAGAGUGAUGGAUAGGGUGGGAGGGAGACUGGGUAUCCGGAAGAAGAAAGCGCGGUGGAAUAAAUAGGGAGCGCUUACGCGUCCCAAUGCCAGAUGGACGGUGCUAGAAAUUGACAGACUCAGAGCAGGUAAGCUGCCAAGGCUGUGCGGUCGAUCGCUUGGUCAGCGCAUCAAAAUCCUCUCGUCAGCACCUCAUGUCCAUGAGCGCCAGUGCGACGCCGACGCCCGUACUGGUGGAGGAAAGCCUUUCAGACUCCACCGAGUUCCUUUCUACAGUCGAGGGAGAAAUCGCCUUUUUUCGAGCCAUUACCCGUGCCCGACCUGUCGGCAUCCACAGACAUUUCCACAUCCUCAACAUCUUCCAGAACAUACACAAAGACACCGGCCAUGCGGUUGCUAUCCAAGCUAUCUGGGACAAACUGCGUACUCUGUACGAUCUGGACGCGCUGGAAACUGUUGACAUCGAGUAUGAGUCCCUCAUGCCGAAUGGCAGCGGAAGACCUGUAAUGAUGCCCUCACCUUCAAUGAACGAUAAUCUCGCUGCACAUCCGUUUUUCCGCGAAGAAUACUCUCUACCCUACGACCAAAGGAUGGAGGAAAUGCUCACCGAGCGGAGGAUACGCAGCACGCCUUCCCCCGUAUCGUCCCCCGCCACACCCGUUACGAAACCACCAGGCCGCACGCGCGCAGGGCGUAAGCGAGGGAAGAGCAAGUUGGAUCUGGCAGGGUUAGUGGGCGGCGAUAGUGACAGCAGCGCUCUGACGCAAGAAAGCGGUGACGAGGGGAUUCCAACGCCACAUGAGAGCAACGCCACGGGUACCGAAGGUGGGGGAACUGAAUUCGGUGGGGACGAGGAUGUCGAAAUGAGGGAUGCGUCUGCCGACCCCAGGGCAACAUCGCCUUCCAGCAAACAAGGGCGUCGGAAAGCUGUUCCGGCUGUACCGAUAGUAGCGCCAGUGCCAACACCUCCAGCUACUCCAGCGACUCCGCCGGUUCCAAUUGUCCCCGUCAAACGACCACGUGGUCGACCGCCGAAGGAUCCCAACGCGCCGCGACCAGCACCGAAGAAGAAAAAGAAAUGAGCAGAUUCUGUACUUUUCUCUACUGUACCUUCACCUAUGUACAUACAUACCCCAUUGGCUCUUGAGCUGUUU